CUACAUCUGGCGGCCGCCCUCCCUUGUUUCCGCUGCAUCCAGACUUCCUCCGGCUGUGGCUGGAGGCUGCGCAUCUGGGGCUUUAAACAUACAAAGGGAUUGCCAGGACCUGCGAGAACAGGCGGCGGCGGUGGUGCGGGCUGGGGAGCGGGGGCCGGACCAUGCGCCUCUGAGCCGGGCGGAGCGGAGCCGACGGAGCCAAACCGGCCCUCGGAGCGCAGCGCUGCGCGGCGGAGCAGGCGCCAGGCAGGCGGCGACGCGGCCACGCGCAGCGAGCCAUCGGCCCCCGGGCGACGCGCGGAGCCCACGAGCGCAAUGAUGGAGGCGGGAGUGGCCUGGGGCGCGCUCGCCGGUCCCCUACGGGUGCUCUGCCUCCUGGGCUGCCUGUUGGGCCGCGCCGCCGCAGCGCCGUCGCCCAUCAUCAAGUUCCCCGGCGACGUCGCCCCCAAAACGGACAAAGAGCUGGCUGUGCAAUACCUGAACACCUACUACGGCUGCCCCAAGGAGAGCUGCAACCUGUUUGUGCUGAAGGACACGCUGAAGAAGAUGCAGAAGUUCUUCGGGCUGCCCCAGACGGGCGAACUUGACCAGAACACCGUUGAGACCAUGCGGAAGCCGCGCUGCGGCAACCCCGACGUGGCCAACUACAACUUCUUCCCCCGCAAGCCCAAGUGGGACAAGAAUCAGAUUUCGUACAGGAUCAUUGGCUACACGCCUGAUCUGGACCCUGAGACGGUGGAUGAUGCCUUCGCUCGAGCCUUCCAAGUCUGGAGUGACGUGACACCACUGCGGUUUUCCCGCAUCCACGAUGGAGAGGCUGACAUCAUGAUCAACUUUGGCCGCUGGGAGCAUGGGGACGGGUACCCCUUUGACGGCAAGGACGGGCUCCUGGCUCACGCCUUUGCCCCAGGCCUCGGCGUUGGGGGAGACUCCCACUUUGACGACGAUGAGCUGUGGACCCUGGGAGAAGGGCAAGUGGUCCGCGUGAAGUAUGGGAACGCCGAUGGGGAGUACUGCAAGUUCCCCUUCCUGUUCAAUGGCAAGGAGUAUAACAGCUGCACUGACACGGGCCGCAGCGACGGCUUCCUCUGGUGCGCCACCAGCUACAACUUUGACAAGGAUGGCAAGUACGGCUUCUGCCCCCAUGAAGCCCUGUUCACCAUGGGUGGCAACGCCGACGGACAGCCCUGCAAGUUCCCAUUCCGCUUCCAGGGCACAUCCUACAACAGCUGCACCACCGAGGGACGCACGGAUGGCUACCGCUGGUGCGGCACCACUGAGGACUACGACCGCGACAAGAAGUACGGCUUCUGUCCUGAGACUGCCAUGUCGACUGUCGGCGGGAACUCGGAAGGUGCCCCCUGCAUCUUCCCCUUCACCUUCCUGGGCAACAAGCACGAGAGCUGCACCAGUGCAGGCCGCGGUGAUGGAAAAAUGUGGUGCGCGACCACGGCCAACUACGACGACGACCGCAAGUGGGGCUUCUGUCCGGACCAAGGGUACAGCCUGUUCCUCGUGGCAGCCCACGAGUUUGGCCACGCCAUGGGGCUGGAGCACUCACAGGACCCUGGAGCCCUGAUGGCGCCCAUUUACACCUACACCAAGAACUUCCGCCUGUCCCACGAUGACGUCAAGGGCAUUCAAGAGCUCUACGGGGGCUCCCCUGACACUGGCACUGGCACUGGACCCACCCCCACCCUGGGACCCGUCACUCCCGAGAUCUGCAAACAAGACAUUGUCUUUGAUGGCAUCGCGCAGAUCCGCGGGGAGAUCUUCUUCUUCAAGGACCGGUUCAUUUGGCGGACAGUGACACCGCGUGACAAGCCUAUGGGGCCCCUGCUAGUGGCCACAUUCUGGCCUGAGCUCCCACAAAAGAUCGACGCUGUGUACGAGGCCCCGCAGGAGGAGAAGGCUGUGUUCUUUGCAGGGAAUGAGUACUGGGUUUAUUCAGCCAGCACCCUGGAGCGAGGGUACCCUAAGCCACUGACCAGCCUGGGGCUACCCCCCGAUGUUCAACGAGUGGAUGCCGCCUUUAACUGGAGCAAGAACAAGAAGACAUACAUCUUUGCUGGAGACAAGUUCUGGAGAUACAACGAGGUGAAGAAGAAAAUGGAUCCCGGCUUCCCCAAGCUCAUCGCAGAUGCCUGGAACGCCAUCCCUGAUAACCUGGAUGCCGUGGUGGACCUGCAGGGCCAUGGUCACAGCUACUUCUUUAAGGGUGCAUAUUACCUGAAGCUGGAGAACCAAAGUCUGAAGAUUGUGAAGUUUGGAAGCAUCAAAUCUGACUGGCUGGGCUGCUGAGCUGGCCCUGGCUCCCACAGGCCCUUCCCCUCUACCACCUUCCACACACCCGGCCCUGAGCACCAGGGAAGGAGCUAGAUGGGCCUGGCAGCCCUGCCUUCAUCUCUGUAGUUAAUCAUCAUUCUCAUCCCCACCUGGGUAAUUUAAGCUUCUGGCAAGCAGCCUGCUCUGUGCUCAAGGAAAGGUGCUGACUAUACUCAUCCCGGGGGCUCCUGCUUCCUCUGAUCCCACCAGCCCUCAAGAGCCACCCCCAAAGAGAUGCCUUGAUAUUUUCAAUGCAGCCCUGCCUUGGGUUGCCCUGGUGCUGCCCCCACUUCAGGCUCUUCUCCUGCCACCACUUUCUGUGGCUCUCAGCAUCCUCAGAGCCAAAUGAGACUGUCUCGAGAGGGCACUGGUGGCCCAACAGCCUGGCCUGGCAUGGGGCACUGGGAUAGAGGCGUGGCCAGGUGGCUGUCCCAGACACCUGGCUGCUCACUGCUGGCUGCCUUAGAAACUUGCCUACAUUGGCAGUUUGCUUUUUUAUGUACUCUGUUCUUUUAGUUCGAUCUUUUAUUUUUCCACUUUGAAACUGCAUAUCCUGACCAAAGGUCUCAGGUUGUCUGAAGUCGCUGCAUCUCUGUGCAUCUCAGCCCACCCAGCGAUGGUUGCUUUGUUCACUCUAUUUAGUGUGUCCCUACCCCCUUGCUUCCUCCACUGGAUGGAGGAAAGCUAAGCCAUGGCUCCCCGCUCAGCCCUCCCUUCCCUUCCCUUCAACAAUUCCCCAUGGGAAAUGUCAGUAAAUAAGAAUAAAGACACCAACUGAGUGGCA
Messenger RNA from Choloepus didactylus (southern two-toed sloth), 3109 nucleotides. RefSeq names its product matrix metallopeptidase 2 (gene MMP2). Gene Ontology annotation, cellular component: extracellular matrix. Gene Ontology annotation, biological process: proteolysis; response to hypoxia; collagen catabolic process. The transcript is spliced from 13 exons. Gene Ontology annotation, molecular function: metalloendopeptidase activity; zinc ion binding. Bases 316 to 2301 code for a protein of 661 amino acids. NCBI's taxonomy places the organism in Eukaryota, Metazoa, Chordata, Mammalia, Pilosa, Megalonychidae. The record is from RefSeq and is a predicted model, not a curated record.